Molecule: messenger RNA, 799 nt
Organism: Durio zibethinus
Lineage: Eukaryota; Viridiplantae; Streptophyta; Magnoliopsida; Malvales; Malvaceae
Source: RefSeq, a predicted model, not a curated record
GGCCCCCCCUCCGACCAUAUUGUCUCAAUUUCCACAGCCCCGUAUCCCUUAGAACAUGGAGUAAAUUAUGGAAGCUUUCCCCUACUCUAAACUCCUAAGCCCUCAUCUCCCUCUUAUCUCAGACCAACCAUAAAAGCUCUCAUGCAACACCAAACAUAUUCUUACACUUCUUGUGCCAACAAAAACCACCAAUCUCAAGGGAGAAACUAAGACAGAAAAAAAAAAAAAAAAAAAAGAAAAGAAAGCCCACUUUCCAUUCUAUCAUUGCAAUCAAAUACAACUAUAAAAGUAGCCUUACUACCAGCAACACUUUGUUUUCUCGCUUUCCUGGAAGAACAUAAAAAAAAAAAAGGAUAUGGAAAUUGAAUCAGUUAGAUGUGAGUGUUGUGGACUGAAAGAAGAUUGCACCCAAGAUUAUAUCAAUGAUGUUAAGGCCAAAUUUGACGGCAAAUGGCUAUGUGGGUUAUGUUCAGAAGCUGUUAGAGAUGAAGUGAGUAGAAGUAAGAAGCAAUUUGGUGUUGAAGAAGCUGUUAAAGCUCACAUGUCAUUUUGUGGCAAAUUCAAAUCCAAUCCUGCCGUUCGAGUAGCUGAUGGUAUGAGGCAGAUGCUGAGAAGAAGGUCAGGAGAUUUUUCAAACACUCUUAAUUCACCUUCUUCUUCUAAGAAGUUCACCAGAUCAGCUACCACAAAACUGUACUAAUUGGCGAAAGAAGAGGAAAAGGGAGGAAAGACCUUUACCUUUGUUGGAAUAAUAUUGAUAGCCAAGCCUUUCUUGGCUACCUUUUCAACUUGUCUUGUA